Molecule: messenger RNA, 2126 nt
Organism: Microstroma glucosiphilum
Lineage: Eukaryota; Fungi; Basidiomycota; Exobasidiomycetes; Microstromatales; Microstromataceae
Exons: 1
Coding region: 179-2029 (616 amino acids)
Biological process (GO): regulation of DNA-templated transcription; cellular response to starvation
Cellular component (GO): nucleus
Molecular function (GO): RNA polymerase II transcription regulatory region sequence-specific DNA binding; DNA-binding transcription factor activity, RNA polymerase II-specific; zinc ion binding
Source: RefSeq, a predicted model, not a curated record
CUUUUCCCCCACCCCCCAUCCGGUCCCCUCUUCUGCCUCGCCUGCCUCGCCCUUCUCCCUCUCUCUUUCUCUCAUCCCCCCCUCAUCCAUCUUACUCAUCGCGUCUCAUCAUCGUCUCGACCCUCCUUCGCGAUCUCGUCUUUUGUCUUUGCCCAUCGUUGGCCCUCCCUUGCCAACGAUGCCGCGAAUUGACAAGAGCAGACGCGUAAAGGGUGAAGGGGAAGAUACGCAACCCUCACCUCCGCCUCCGCCAUCUCCGCCUGCCGUCACGACGGAGUCUCACACGUCCUCCACGCUCCCAACUCCACCCAUUGCGAACAUGGCCUACCAGCAACCCACGUCCCAGCAAUCACAACACCACGCGUCUGCGGGUGCCGGACCUUAUUACUCUUCUCAACAGGCACUCCCUCCUCCCUCGCGAGGCUACGUGCCUGCAGGCAGCUCGGUCUACGGACAUAUUCCAUCUCAGCACGACGUGCAGCAGGGAGGAUACCAGGGAUCGAGCGCACACAUGAGCUAUGCCGCGCAUCCAGCUCACAGCUACAGCAGCGGAUUGCCCAUUCACCCUCAAUACCAACACCAGCAGCACCAGCAGCCCGGUCAACAGCCCUCGUCGUCGUAUGGCGAGCCCCACCAAUAUGCAGGACACGUCUACCAGCAGCAGCCCGGUGCCUACCACACGUCUCAGGACGACAUGUACCACCCUCACCACGGUUCCAUGGGACAAUCUCACCACGGUGCCAUGUCUCACUUGGACAACGGUAACGGACACGCGCCUGCUGCUCAGGGCCCCACCGGAGGGUCAGGCUCAGACACAUCGGCCAGUGCUCUGCCACAUGGUAUGCGCCCAAAGAGGCGACAGGUCAAGAACGCGUGCAUCAACUGUCAGAAGGCUUGCAAGAAGUGCGACGAAGGAAGGCCCUGCACCAGAUGCAUCAAGUACGGACUCGUGGACACCUGCCAGGACAGCAUGAGGAAGGAGAGGAAGCGAGGAAUCAAGAGGGGCCCUUACAAGCGACGCGCUACCACGGGCUCGUCUGCUCAGCCCGGUGGUGCCUCUUCAUCCACCGUGGACUCGCUUCAGGGACAGCAGCACCAAGGUCCACCUGCUCCUCAACCCUACCAUCACGCGGACGCGCCAAAUGGCGGUGGUAGCAGCAGUGGCAGCUAUGAUAGCUACCACAUGGCUGCUCCUGCCUCCUACAGGCCUAUGCAAGCAGGAAAUGGCAACGGAGGACCAUACACUUCAUCCCCGUCCCCGUCGCUUUUUCCGCGAGACCAGCCCCGCCAACAACCCAACGCUAAUGACUCGAGAGGAGCUUGGGCUGGUCCGUUAACAAUCGAUGCUCCUUCUCGAGCAACGUACGCGCAAUCGGUACAACCACAAUCACAGCAGAUGCAGCAGCAGCAAUUUUCGCAAGGGCAAGGCUCUCCCGUCUACCCUCCUGCACAGCAACCACAGGACUUCAGGUCUGCUUCCGCACCCCUGGUCCCUAACCUAUCUUCUUCUUCCCCUUCUCAAAAUUACAUUCAGGGCCCGCCUCAAUCGGCCGGCAGUGCAAACAAGAUGUUGCCGCCUUCUCCCAUGUACGGUACAUUCCCUCUCCCUUCACCUACUGGAGCCAACAGCCGUCCUUCUGGUGCAGUCUUCUCGCCUCCCAGUCUCUCUGCGAGCACCAGCAGCAACGGUGCUAUUGGCAACUACCUGAGCUCAUACGGAGGUGCUAGUGGUCAGCCCACUCAGCUUCAACGUCUGCACUCUGACAGCAGUGGAAUCAGCAGCGCAAGCUCUGGGCAGUUCCCUUCGCCUCGCACGCCUCUGUCUGCUACUGAGCAAAUUCCAGGUGGCAUGAUGAGCAGCGCCAACAUGGCUGGUAGCUACAUCAAGUCGCCCGUCUCUUCCAUGGCAUAUCCCCAGCCAGGACAAGGGGGACCUACCUCUGGACCAGGAGCUCCAACGAGUGGCCCGAAGCCCUUCCCGCUACAGAUGCCUCAAUUCCCUCGUGCCAAGGUGGAAGCCAAGUACUGAGCGGCAAAAGACCGACGCACGGGCGGGCAAGCGGGCACUGAAUGCCUUCGUCCUCCGACGAUGGUCUUUUGGCCUCGAUUCGCAUCCCGAUGUUUCC